CUCCCUUUCCCUACCACUCCACUCCUCUUUCUUCCCUGCUCCCAUCCCAUAUAUCUUGGAGCUGGCUGUUUGGGCUUCGUCUCCUUGAAUGUGUCCUUAGAGCUCUGUGUCUUGUGCCUAGAGAGCUUCCAUCAUGAUCUCCACUAGGCUUGCCCGCGUGGGUGCGCUGGGCCCCAAGUCCCGUCUUAUGUUCGGGUCUCGGAGCCUGGCCACCGUCGCCGACUCUCCCCUCGACAAGAAGGUCGAGAUGACGAAUUGGGAGAAGGGUAACUACAUCAACUACAAGAAGAUGUCUGAGAACCUGGACAUUGUCCGCCGUCGUCUCAACCGUCCUCUGACCUACGCUGAGAAGAUCCUGUACUCUCACCUUGACGACCCUCACGGACAGGAGAUCGAGCGUGGAAAGUCCUACCUCAAGCUCCGUCCUGACCGUGUCGCCUGUCAGGAUGCCACUGCCCAGAUGGCUAUCCUGCAGUUCAUGUCUGCAGGCAUGCCCUCCGUGGCUACCCCCACCACCGUCCACUGUGACCACUUGAUUGAGGCCCAGGUUGGUGGUGACAAGGAUCUUGCUCGUGCCAACGAGAUCAACAAGGAGGUCUACAACUUCCUGUCUUCUUCUUGUGCCAAGUACAACAUCGGUUUCUGGAAGCCCGGCUCUGGUAUCAUCCACCAGAUCAUCCUCGAGAACUACGCUUUCCCCGGUGGUCUGAUGAUCGGUACCGACUCUCACACUCCUAACGCCGGUGGUCUCGGUAUGGCCGCCAUCGGUGUUGGUGGUGCUGACGCUGUCGAUGUCAUGGCUGGUCUUCCCUGGGAGCUGAAGGCCCCCAAGGUCAUUGGUGUCAAGCUUACCGGCAAGAUGUCCGGCUGGACUUCUCCUAAGGAUAUCAUCCUGAAGGUCGCUGGUCUCCUCACUGUCAAGGGUGGUACUGGUGCCAUCAUCGAGUACCACGGUCCUGGUGUUGAGUCCCUGUCUUGCACUGGUAUGGGUACCAUCUGUAACAUGGGUGCUGAAAUCGGUGCCACCACCUCUCUCUUCCCCUUCAACGACCGCAUGUACGACUACCUCAACGCCACCAAGCGCAGGCACAUUGGUGACUUCUCCCGCGAGUACGCCAAGGAACUCCGUGAGGAUGAGGGUUCCGAGUACGACCAGCUGAUUGAGAUCAACCUUUCCGAGCUCGAGCCUCACAUCAACGGUCCCUUCACUCCUGACCUUGCCACUCCCAUCUCCAAGUUCAAGGAGGCCGUUGAGACCAACAAGUGGCCUGAGGAGCUCAAGGUCGGUCUGAUCGGUUCUUGCACCAACUCCUCCUACGAGGACAUGUCCCGUGCCGCCUCCAUCGCUCGUGACGCCCUUAACCACGGUAUCAAGGCCAAGGCUCUGUUCACCGUUACCCCCGGUUCCGAGCAGAUCCGUGCCACCAUUGAGCGUGAUGGCCAGCUUCAGACUCUCGAGGAGUUCGGUGGUGUUAUCCUCGCCAACGCCUGCGGUCCUUGCAUUGGACAGUGGGACCGUAAGGACGUGAAGAAGGGCGAGCCCAACUCCAUCAUCUCCUCCUACAACCGUAACUUCACUGGCCGUAACGACGCCAACCCUGCUACCCACGCUUUCGUCGCCUCUCCCGACCUGGUCGUCGCCAUGACCAUUGCCGGUACCCUCAAGUUCAACCCUCUUACCGACAAGCUGAAGGACAAGGAUGGCAACGAGUUCCUGCUCGCUCCCCCCACUGGUGAGGGUCUCCCCGCCAACGGAUACGACCCCGGCCGUGACACCUACCAGGCUCCUCCCGCCGAGCGCGAGUCUAUCCAGGUCGCUGUUUCUCCCGAGAGUGACCGUCUCCAGAUCCUGACUCCCUUCCAGCCUUGGGACGGCAAGGACGCCACCGACCUCCCCAUCCUGAUCAAGUGCAAGGGCAAGACUACCACCGACCACAUCUCCAUGGCCGGUCCCUGGUUGAAGUACCGUGGACACUUGGACAACAUCUCCAACAACAUGCUUAUCGGUGCCAUCAACGAGGAGAACGGUGAGGCCAACAAGGUCAAGAACGCCAUCACUGGUGAAUACGCUCCUGUCCCCGCCACUGCCCGUGACUACAAGGCCCGUGGCAUCAAGUGGGUUGUUAUUGGUGACUGGAACUACGGUGAGGGAUCCUCCCGUGAGCACGCCGCUCUGGAGCCCCGUCACCUCGGUGGUCUCGCUAUCAUCACCCGUUCCUUCGCCCGUAUCCACGAGACCAACCUGAAGAAGCAGGGUAUGCUUCCUCUGACCUUCGCCGACCCCGCCGACUACGAGAAGAUCAAGCCCGAGGACCGUGUUGACCUGCUCUGCACCGAGCUCGAGGUUGGCAAGCCCGUCACUCUGCGCGUCCACCCCAAGGAUGGCAAGACCUUCGACAUCAAGCUCAACCACACCUUCAACGAGUCCCAGCUCGAGUGGUUCCGCGACGGAUCUGCCCUCAACACCAUGGCCCGCAAGUCCAAGGAGCAGAACUAAAUCAGUUCUGGCCGGGUGAUCCGAAAUGUAUUACUACGUUUUUGAUGUCAAUGCAGAGAGUUUUUUUCUAGAAAACUUCUGUUUUAUUAUGGAGGCGGGUACUAUCGAUGAAAAAGUAUACAUUCAUGGCAUGGGGGAAAUCGGCAUCGCUGGUCCUCCCGUGCAGAAGUGCUAAGGGAGCGAGAGAAAGGCGCAGGUCAUGCGCAGUUGGGGGUCCGGCAGCAAAGCGUCAAAUUUUUGUUGACUUGUUCUCUUGGGUGCGCACUGGCCUCAUUUGUCUGUUCCGCGUUGGGAAUGGAAUCAUGGAUAUAGUCUGUCAUAUUUAUAUUAUUCUCCUACUGUUAUGUGUUAGGGACUGCAUACAUGCAAACUUUUCAUCUGUUCAUCCUGUCCCGUCUUGUGUAGGCGUAAUCUGGGUUGCGUAGCGCUUGUAACUGGGUCUUGAAU
Messenger RNA from Paecilomyces variotii, 2944 nucleotides. Its product is annotated as putative mitochondrial aconitate hydratase. Gene Ontology annotation, molecular function: aconitate hydratase activity; 4 iron, 4 sulfur cluster binding. Lineage: Eukaryota; Fungi; Ascomycota; Eurotiomycetes; Eurotiales; Thermoascaceae. The transcript has 6 exons. Bases 134 to 2497 code for a protein of 787 amino acids. The record is from RefSeq and is a predicted model, not a curated record. Gene Ontology annotation, biological process: tricarboxylic acid cycle. Gene Ontology annotation, cellular component: mitochondrion; cytosol.